Messenger RNA from Dromaius novaehollandiae (emu), 2368 nucleotides. RefSeq names its product spermidine synthase (gene SRM). The coding region runs from base 133 to 1017 and encodes 294 amino acids. Gene Ontology annotation, biological process: polyamine metabolic process. Gene Ontology annotation, molecular function: catalytic activity. Lineage: Eukaryota; Metazoa; Chordata; Aves; Casuariiformes; Dromaiidae. The record is from RefSeq and is a predicted model, not a curated record. The transcript is spliced from 8 exons.
CGGGGGCGGGGCGGCGCGUGGGCGCCUGAGCUGGGCUCCCGCGCCGGCGGCGGGGUCGGGCCGGGCCGGGCCGGGCGGCGGCGGCGGGGCCGGUGCCGGUGCCGGUGCCGCGGGGCGGCGGCGGCGGGCGGGAUGGAGGGCGGCGCGGCGGCGCGUAUCCGCGAGGGCUGGUUCCGCGAGACGUGCCGGCUGUGGCCGGGGCAGGCCAUGUCGCUGCAGGUGGAGGAGCUGCUGCACCACCAGCGCUCCCGCUACCAGGAGAUCCUCGUCUUCCGCAGCACCACCUACGGCAACGUGCUGGUCCUGGACGGCGUGAUCCAGUGCACGGAGCGCGACGAGUUCUCCUACCAGGAGACCAUCGCCAACCUGCCGCUCUGCAGCCACCCCGACCCGCGCAAGGUGCUCAUCAUCGGCGGCGGCGACGGGGGAGUGCUGCGGGAGGUGGUGAAGCACCCCGCCGUGGAGUCCGUGGUGCAGUGCGAGAUCGACGAGGAUGUGAUCCAGGUAUCUAAGAAAUACCUCCCGGGGAUGGCAGUGGGCUACUCCAGUGCUAAGCUGACCUUGCACGUGGGAGACGGUUUUGAGUUCAUGAAACAAAAUCAAGAAGCCUUUGAUGUGAUUAUCACGGACUCGUCUGACCCCAUGGGUCCUGCAGAAAGUUUAUUCAAAGAAUCCUACUACCAGCUGAUGAAGACAGCUCUGCGAGAAGAUGGGAUUCUCUGCUGCCAAGGUGAGUGCCAGUGGCUGCACCUGGAUCUCAUUAAGGAGAUGCGUCAGUUCUGCAAGUCUCUGUUUCCUGUGGUGGAAUACGCCUACUGUACCAUCCCCACAUAUCCCAGCGGGCAGAUUGGCUUCAUGCUGUGCAGCAAGAACCCGAACACAAAUUUCCGGGAGCCUGUGCAGCAGCUCUCACAGCAACAAGUGGAGGAGAGGAGUCUGAAAUACUACAACUCUGACAUCCAUCGAGCAGCUUUCAUCCUGCCGGAGUUUGCACGGAAGGCCCUGAGUGAUGUGUGAGACUUGAGAAGCUGCUUUCUCCCUUCAAGUUGGACCCUGAGAUCAUCAGUGAUGUGGUGGGGACUUUCCCAGCAGACUGCAGAUUUACUCCCCACUGUGCGGGAUUGUUUAACCCUUUGCCAGCCAACAUUCCUUUUGAUGAUGUGUGAAAGAUGAUGGGGCAUAAGCCACAUAAGACUAUUGAAAAGCUCCAGUGACUUAUUGCGUGGGGUCAAAACUGUUCUUUCCAGUGCUGGAAACGUAAGAUGUCUUUUCUUCCUUUCUCCUCCCCUCCCUACACCCAUUCUAUAUCCCUUCUCCCUCUUUCCCUCCUCCCUCCAGCUGACAUGGUAUAUUUAUAACUGACAUGUAUUUCUGUCUGGCGAUCUUCUGGAACUUGGGAGGAGUCCAGAAGGUUCACUAACUCAGCCUUAAACACAAAGAGCAAGAGCUUUGUGUGGAAAGUUAGCCUGCUCUCUCCUAACGGGAGCUUCCCUGCUGCUGAGACAUUUUAACUGGUAACAGGUCUGAGCCUUCAUGUCCCACUGCCCUUCUGUGACACCUGCACUGCUCUGCAGCACAGUUGGAGAAGUCACAGUGCAAACCGUUGUCAUUCACAGUAGGUCUCCCUCCAACCCUGAUGGAGUAGCAGUAUUAAACACCAGCCAGGCAGGCUGGCAGCAAAGCUUUGUGGCUUUUUUUUUUUUUUCUUUCAAUUGGUUGGAAACAGAAGUGCUGAGGUACUAACAGGCUGACUCCUGUUCUUAUCCCUGCCAUCAGAGUGGUUCCAAAGAAUGUUUACCAAUACGGUGAUAGGCGCUUUAUAUAUAUAAAUAUAAAUAUAUAUAUAUAAAAAAAACAAACCUUAGAUCCAUUGCCUGCUGUACAGUACUGAUGAAGGGGAGUCAGUUGCUCUGACAAGUCUUUGAUCUCGGUCAUGCUGAGAUGCCUCAGGCCUGGGUAUUUGCUAGUUCUUAAGAGGCGUUGUUAUUUCCAGUGCUGCCCCCAGGACCCCCAGAUGCAUACAUUGUUUUUCAUUGUGUUCUGUUGUGAGAUGGAGCUGCCUCCACCUCUUCACUUUUGUUUUAAAGACUCCGUGCCACCGCUGUGCAGUGGGUAUCUUCCCAGCACAACCACUGUGCAGUUGUCACUCCUUUGCAAUCCAUUAAACACUCGGCUCUGGUUAAGGUGUCAUCAGUGCGGGUCAGUGUGCUUCUCUGGGGAGAGUAUGGGGGUGGAAACGGAGAUCCUGAAUGUCUGCUGUGCUUGUUAGAAUGCAUCCAGAGGAACUCUCUAGGUGGUCUGACUUCCUCUCUCCCUUGUCUCUAGGGAUGACAAACAUCAUCAAAAAUAAACUCUGAAGAGUGAUCCA